Messenger RNA from Neospora caninum, 4719 nucleotides. RefSeq lists its product as hypothetical. The coding region runs from base 1 to 4719 and encodes 1572 amino acids. The transcript is spliced from 7 exons. Lineage: Eukaryota; Apicomplexa; Conoidasida; Eucoccidiorida; Sarcocystidae. The record is from RefSeq and is a predicted model, not a curated record.
AUGACAACGUCACAAGGGAUUCGGGCGCUGUCUCCUUCCGAUCUCGAGGCCAACACGUCGUCAGAGAGGCUGCCGGUGUCCUGUCGCGUCAUUUCUACCUCUGUCGAGGGCGAGGGAACGGGAAGACGGAAGGGGGAGUCUUACAGGGUAUGUGUUCCCAACUUCUCUACAAACAUUUUGAUGCGCGACGCCCAAGUGCGAACGGGACGAGUAAGUGAUGCGCGCAGCUACUGCAGCACCACCGUCUCCACAUCGGCCUCCUAUGCGCGGAGUGGCGCCUCUUCUUCUCCGAGCUCUCCCGAAUGCGAGGGGCAAAUCCCUCGUUUCUCUGAGUCCCCGUACCCUCGUCAAACGACACGCAAGACCGGGCAUGCAGACAGAGCAAACUUCUCUUCUGAAGGAGAGAAUCGGGAGGAAGGUGAGGGCGCAGGGCGCCUUUCGCUGAACGGCGUCGAGCGUUCGGUUCCGGUGGUCAACGGCGCGCUCCCGGAACCCGGCAACGAGGAGCGAGGUGACGAAGACACGGCUCGAAAGGCGGGAGAAGGAAGCGCAGAAGACGGAGCGAAAGGAAAGGCAGGUUUCCGCAGAGAUGCAAAGAGAGACGUCAAGGUCGGCCCGAAGGCAAACGAGUCAGGAUGGACAAACGCACAAAACGUGCCGGAGAUGUCUCUUGGUUCUGAGAGAGGCGACGCUGCUGGGGAAGCCUGGCGGCGGAAGGCAAGCGGCGAAGGUGAGGAGAACGGAGGGGGGAAGGCGGCGGGAUCAGUUGACUCUCCGCGUUGGAAGGCUCUGAAGACGCCAGCAAUCGUGGCAGCUCUGCCGGAGCCGACUGGAGCCGGUCGAGCUCUCUUCUGCUCAGUCUUGGAGCGACGAAUGGGCUCGCGACAUCGCCGCGACCCCACGUACCCUCGCGACUGCCUGGGCCCGGUCCCUCGACCUGCCCCGGCCAGUUGCCCCUCGCCGCGUUUGUCGUUGCUCGCGCAUCUCUCGUCGCCGAGGCGUUUGGAGGCGAACGGGAGCCUGUCUCCGAGGAAACCCUCGCCCGUUUCCCAGAACGAAAAGCGGUCUUCGCCCAAUGUUGCUGCUCGCCUCGGUGGAAAAAGAAGCAGGCACGCAGCGCCUCUCGACGCGCUCUCUAUCGCAGAUAUUUCCGGGGCCAUCGCCUCCUCCCUGGCAGCGUGCGAGUUCGCCGAACAGACCUCGCGGGCGUCUGCGGCUGUUUUGGAGCGCGCGAGGCCUCUCCUGUGCCACCCUUCUUCGCCCUCCCCCCGCGUUGCCGAAGGCCUGCACGCUCGCGAGCGGUUGCGCGUGUGGGCAGCGCUUGCGGAAGGGACCGGUGAGGGUGAGAGGCAGAGACUGAGGUCGCAGGGCGGAGAAGCGGAGAUUGGGGCUGCGGGCCAGGGUGCACCAGGAGCACGUGAGAAUGGAGGGGACCUGCUCGACAGCGAUGGGCUCGGAGGCGCGGGAGUCGGCGCAAGAACAGGUGAUCCGGAAGCAACGGCAGGCACGGGCGUCGAGACGCCGCGGGGCGAGACAGGACACGAGAGAGAAAACGAGGGCGUUCACGGGGCGUGCGGGGGCUUGCCGGACCCCACGGAGGAAGUGUGUGUUCAUCCGAAAGAGACGAGCGAAGUGGAGAACGAGACGGAGGUGACCGUUCCAUGUGCAGGCCGAGAGAGAUUGUCGGCCUGCCGCGGCGUUUCUCUGCGAGGAACGAUAAACUCGGGUCGUGACGAAAGAGGGGAUUCGAGUCCUCGGUUGUGGGAGACGUCUCCGACACAAACAGUGUUCUCUUCGGUGGGGAUGGCGCCCCCUUCAUCUCCGAGCCGCUUCUUUUCCUCGCUUUCGCGACGCGCAACGACGCCGCUGUGUCUGUACACCGCCGCCUUGCCGUCUGCUUUCCUUCAUGGUCAGCGAAUGAGCGCGACAUUUUGGAUUUCUGAGGCGCUUGUUGGGGCGACGCGCCGGGACAGGGGCGACAGACCAGCGGAAGAGCAGGAACAAGAAAGGCUCGCAGAGGAAUGGCUAGCGCCGGGGCUGAGGGACCUUGCUGAAGUGUUGUGGGAAGAACUCAACACGACAGACGACGAGACAGACGAGACAGAUCAACAGGACGGGCCGAAGGUGGACUGGGAGGAAGAUCCGGCGGGCGUCCUGGCUUCAAGCCGGUCUUUGACGAACGCAGUCGACGAUCGGAUAAGCGUUGUGCGUUCGCGUUCUGGACGGAGGCGUCUCGCUGAGAGCGCGACAUGCCGCGUUAAAACGUCUAGGCCAUUGCGGAAGGGGCAGAAGGGCCAACACCCUCGGGUGUACAUACAAACUUUGGCGGAGGGUCUCGACUCUCUGGAAGAUCUCGUUCACCACAGCAAACUUAUGGCAUUCAAGUUUCUGCAUGCUUACCUCGUUUCGAAUCCCCUGCCUGCUGUACCAGCUCCAGCGCAGCCUCGUCCAGGUGGCCGUGGGACACUGCAACAGGCUGACGGUUCAGGAGUUUGUUCGGCUUUGCCUCUCUCCGGGCGAACUUCUGAUGCACUGGCUCGUCUCCCCUCUUCCCGGUGGCCCACUCGCAGCCGCGCGGAAGGCGGUCCGCAGCCCCGUGCGUCCCGGGGAGGGAUGUUUGAUCAGAAACGAAGGGGCAGUGAGGCUGAUCCGGAAUGCGAGAGAGCGACGGACGCGAUGGCCGAUUCUGCCUACGCGUUCCGCGACCCUGCACUGCCUACUCUGCUCUCUGGACCAGGCCCGAAGGCCUGGGGGACCGACUGGCAGGAGGGACAAGAGACUGUCGCCCACGUGAAGAGAGGGAACGAAGAGGAAGGCCAUGCGGACGACAGAAGCUCUCGCACGACAGACAUCCUAGCAUCCAACUGGGCACGCGCGUACGGCCGGAAGGACCAGGAAACGUGGCCUUUUCCGCGACAAAUGGAGCGAGAAGCGAACGAGGGCGCGGAUGAAGAACGUGACCCGGACAAUGCCGGAGGGGCGCGAACUGGCUUUGCACUCCAGACCAUGGCAGACUUCUACCUCUCGGUGGCGUAUCUUCUGGGUCAACUGCUCAAGCGCGAACGGGAAGAGAAAGACUUCUACAAGACCGAAGUGGCUUUGGUUCGCGAGCGGCUGCGAGAUGUCGAGGCGCGCGCCGUGGAGGCGGCAGCUGAAGCGCAGAAGCAAUUGGAAGAAGAAGAAAACCAAGCAAAACAACUCACAGAGCAACUUGCAAAGCAGGUGUGUUACCUCUUGGCCAGUGCUGACCUUCGGCGAGCGGUAGAAGAGCGAGAGGCGCUGAGACGAACGUUGCACGACGAGCAGAGGAAACUGAGACUCCACCACGAGGCCGAGGUGGACAUGCUGAAUAAGCAGUAUGCGUCACUCCUCAGAGAUUAUCAGAAACGCGGCCAUCAGCUGGACCGGCUUCAGGCGCAAGCGAGAGAACGGUCUCGUCAUGCCCACAGCGCGGAAAGGGAAACAUCUCACCCUCUCCCGGCGCUGGCUGGGGGGAGCACCGCGCGAGAUGCCGCUGUGCCGGGUGGUGGCGGUCCGCCUGACGUCAGCCAGAAAUACGUAGAGCUGAAGCCGCAGUUUCUCUCUCACAUGGAAAGCGGCGGGGGUGCCUUCGCUUGGAAGAGAAGAGACUCGGUGUCGAGCCGAAGAAUGCUCCUCAUUGCUGCAGCAACUGAGGGCAUCGGGACACUCUCUCGUAGGGGACGCUUCUCGAGUCUAGGUGCGCCAGCGGCAACAGCGUCGGCGAGAGGGGCGAGCGGCGAGAGCACUGGGGACGAACGCGAGACAGAUGGACUCGGCAGCACGUACCCUGGCGAUUGGCAUUCUUUUCGAAACGGAUGGAACCUCUGGCAAGAAGCGGAUGCCUUCACGGCAGGGGAACAAGAGACACGGACACCGUGCAAGCAGCCUUACGUAGGCGAGUCCGGUCGCGGCGGGAUUCGGCCGCGCAAACAGUGUUCACUCGAGGAAGAACUCCUCGCUGCGGUGUCUGUGAACCAAUGGCAAGACUCGACUCCACUGCCUCGGAUAUCUCAAUGUCGCUCCGAGAGGAGCGAGAGCAGAGCUGAGCUGUUAGAUGCAGACGCAUCUUUGAACACCCCGCUAGUUGACGCCCCACUUGUCGAUGCAGCCAAGCCUUCAGACAGGGUGGAUGCAAGCAAGGAUGGCCAUACAGGAAACCCAGCAUUGGAAGACGGGGUGUUUGACAAUUGCGGCGUCCUUACGCGGUAUCGUCACGAAGGACUGGAGCUCGUCGCUGUCCAGAGGACACGAGGUCUUUUCGCCGGUGCUCUCUAUGGCAUCUUUGCCUUCCUUCUGUUGCUGCUGGUGGACCACAUCUUCCUCGGUGGGUGUCUAUCUAGUGCUGCGCUACGAUGCGGAGAAUGGGGCUUGCUGCUCCUCCUCUCAGGGACUCAAGAAAUGCAGCGGCUUGUCCGUCAGCGCGACCAAGUGGAACGGUAUACAAUGCCGUUGCUCUGGGGCGGAGAGACUCUGUUGCUGUCGUUGCUUGCGCUCGUGAGGGCGUGCGCAGCGCCAGGGGACGACGCUGCCGUUGUGUCGUAUACGGAAAUGUUCUCUAACCAGUUCUACACCGCUUCUGCUGGUCAACAGGUUCCGCCAUCGGAUGUGGUGCCUUACGCCGGUUUCGGCGGUCAGUAUUGUUUACGCGAGACUUUGAUGGAGCAUCCGUCAGGUCAGACGCAACCUGUGCAACCAUGA